AUGGCAGAGACAGCGCCAAAGCGACAAGCAUGCCGCGGGUCCUGUCACUGCGGAUUGACGCAGUACAUCGUCUUCCUCACCCUUCCACAUCCAUUCUCGUCGUCUCAUCCACCACAACCAGUCCAACAAGAAGUCUACCGCUGUAACUGCACCACGUGUUACAAAAUGAACAUGUUCCACGUCCAUCCUGCCAAUCCUCGAGACGAUUUCAUGCUCCUUUCACCACUUGAUCCAGAUCAUGAAUUGAGUACCUACCAAUGUAACGACAAGAAACGGAAUUUCUACUUCUGUCCAAAAUGUGGAGUGCGAUGCUUUACGUUUGGCGGCGUGGGUGAGACCGAUGUCGUGGAUUUCACAGAGCUAUCUGAUAACCAAGAAGGGGAGAGAGAAGUUUGGCGUGCGAAGUGGGAUGGAGAGAAUGAUGCGAGACCGUAUGUUUCAGUUAAUGCGACUUCGAUUGAUUUUAGAGAGGACUUCGAUCUAUGUGUUCUCACUGAGGAGAAGAGAGUGCAGUAUUUUGAUGAUCGGAGUGAGCCUGAGGAGAAGAAGAAAGAGGCAAGAUGGGACAGACCACAUUAUGGUGGAAGUUAUUGA
Messenger RNA from Lachnellula hyalina, 594 nucleotides. RefSeq lists its product as uncharacterized. The record is from RefSeq and is a predicted model, not a curated record. The transcript has a single exon. The coding region runs from base 1 to 594 and encodes 197 amino acids. Gene Ontology annotation, molecular function: carbon-sulfur lyase activity. NCBI's taxonomy places the organism in Eukaryota, Fungi, Ascomycota, Leotiomycetes, Helotiales, Lachnaceae.